Molecule: messenger RNA, 837 nt
Organism: Leptosia nina
Lineage: Eukaryota; Metazoa; Arthropoda; Insecta; Lepidoptera; Pieridae
Source: the annotation of a GenBank genome assembly
AUGGCUAAAAGUUCUUUUGAAUAUGUAAAAAAAUUCGAACUUGAUGACACGUUACUGCCUGAUACUUGGAUUAUUGUUAGACUUGAUGGUAAAUGUUUCCACAAGUUUUCAGAAGAUCACAAUUUUAUGAAACCUAAUGAUAUACGGGCGUUAAAAUUAAUGAACUAUGCAGCAUAUCAAGUAUUGAAAGAUUUUAAUGAUGUAUGUUUAGGGUAUGGGCAAAGUGAUGAAUAUUCAUUUAUUUUUAAGAAGAACACUACACUUUACAAAAGAAGAGCAGCAAAGCUUUUGACAACAAUAAAUAGUAAAUUUUCAUCUUCAUAUGUUUAUUAUUGGAGUAAAUUUUUUGGGACACAAGCCCUCCAAUACCCCCCUGUAUUUGAUGGCCGAAUUGUGUUGUAUCCAUCUGAAGCAAAUGUUAUUGACUAUCUUAAGUGGAGACAAGCAGAUGUUCACAUAAAUAAUUUGUAUAAUACAGCUUUUUGGACUCUUGUCCUCCAAGGAAAACUAAGCCCUGCCCAAGCUGAAAAACGUUUGUGUGGAACUGUGUCAGCUGAUAAAAAUGAGAUACUUUUUAAGGAGUUUAACUUAAAUUACAAUAAGGAAAAAGAGAUAUUUAAGAGGGGUUCUUUGCUUUUAAGGCAACCUGUAAAAAUGGAUGAAUCAGGGGCAGUUAUAUCAGCUAUUGUAGAUAUUCACGAUGACAUGCUUAAAGAAAAAUUUUGGGUUAAAUAUGAAAAUUUAUUGGAUACCAAGGGUAAAAACAAGCUGCCAAUAUAUGAGGGUCCAUUAACAGAUAUAAUAGAUGAACAAAUACCGCUGCCACAAAAAGAGUAA